Castor canadensis (American beaver) is the source of this 4612-nucleotide messenger RNA. RefSeq names its product Rap guanine nucleotide exchange factor 5 (gene Rapgef5). Gene Ontology annotation, cellular component: plasma membrane. The record is from RefSeq and is a predicted model, not a curated record. Gene Ontology annotation, biological process: Ras protein signal transduction. Gene Ontology annotation, molecular function: guanyl-nucleotide exchange factor activity. Lineage: Eukaryota; Metazoa; Chordata; Mammalia; Rodentia; Castoridae.
UCUCCCUUAAUCACUUCCUCCAUUUCCUUUAAAGUACUUAUGUCUCUUAAUGCUUUGUGUUUCCAUAGAACUUGAGUCUGGAUGCUGCACUAUUAGAGGGAGUCUCUUGGCUGUACCCCUAAUUUAUUCUGAAUCUGUAAAGAAAUAAUGGUACCUAGAAGCAAGCCUAGAAAAUGCAGCUUAAGUUAGCUCCUUUUUAAUUUUCUCUACUCUUCCCUCUCUCAUCCAUCACUCCCAUCCACAAUUAAAGCAAGAUGAUGAAGUGCCGAUGGUUCAGGUUAAAGAGCAAGACCGGAAUGUCCUGGUGCUGAAGAAAGUGCAGAGCUGUGGCCCAGCCCCCACAGCGGGGAGUGCGGAGAGCGAUUGGAGAUACGUGGUGGUGUCUGGGACCCCGGAGAAGAUCUUGGAGCACCUUUUGAAUGACUUGCACCUAGAAGAAGUCCAGGACAAAGAACCAGAGACCCUCCUUGAUGACUUCCUUCUCACGUACACCGUCUUCAUGACGACGGAUGACUUGUGCCAGGCACUGUUAAGACAUUAUUCUGCCAAGAAGUAUCAAGGCAAAGAAGAAAACUCUGACGUUCCUCGUCGGAAACGGAAAGUCUUGCAUCUUGUUUCCCAGUGGAUUGCUUUGUACAAAGACUGGCUACAUGAAGAUGAGCAUUCAAAAAUGUUUUUAAAGACCAUAUACAGGAAUGUACUGGAUGAUAUCUAUGAAUAUCCAAUACUUGAAAAAGAACUGAAAGAAUUUCAAAAGAUACUUGGAAUGCAUCGUCGUCACACCGUAGAUGAAUAUUCACCACAAAGGAAGAAUAAAGCCCUUUUCCAUCAAUUCAGUCUUAAGGAGAACUGGCUCCAGCAUAGAGGAACUGUGGCUGAAACAGAGGAAAUUUUUUGCCAUGUGUAUAUAACGGAGCACUCCUAUGUCAGUGUGAAGGCAAAAGUUUCCAGUACCGCUCAGGAGAUCCUGAAGGUUGUAGCUGAAAAGAUUCAGCAUGCAGAGGAAGAUCUUGUGCUGGUGACCAUCACGUUCUCUGGGGAAAAGCAUGAACUUCAGCCAAAUGAUUUGGCCAUUUCCAAAUCCCUUGAGGCCUCAAGUCGGAUAUAUGUCUACCGGAAAGAUCUGGCCGACACUUUGAACCCGUUUGCAGAAAAUGAGGAAUCACAGCAAAGGUCGAUGAGGAUUUUGGGAAUGAACACUUGGGAUCUUGCUCUGGAAUUAAUGAAUUUUGAUUGGAGUUUAUUCAACUCAAUUCAUGAGCAAGAGCUGAUCUACUUCACAUUCAGCAGACAGGGAAAUGGGGAGCACACUGUGAACCUCAGCCUUCUACUGCAGAGAUGCAAUGAAGUCCAGCUCUGGGUGGCCACAGAGAUUCUGCUCUGUAGUCAGCUGGGCAAGCGAGUGCAGCUGGUGAAAAAAUUCAUCAAGAUUGCAGCUCACUGCAAAGCGCAGAGAAACCUGAAUUCUUUCUUUGCUAUUGUGAUGGGUCUCAACACUGCCUCUGUUAGCCGCCUGUCACAGACCUGGGAGAAAAUCCCUGGAAAGUUUAAGAAACUUUUCUCUGAACUUGAAAGUUUAACAGAUCCUUCCCUAAAUCACAAAGCCUACAGAGAUGCAUUCAAAAAGAUGAAGCCUCCAAAAAUCCCUUUCAUGCCCUUAUUGCUUAAAGAUGUAACAUUUAUUCAUGAAGGAAAUAAAACAUUUUUGGAUAAUCUUGUCAAUUUUGAAAAACUGCACAUGAUUGCAGACACUGUCCGAACCCUGAGACACUGCAGGACUAACCAGUUUGGAGGCGACCUAUCUCCCAAGGAGCACCAAGAGCUGAAGUCCUACGUUAACCAUUUAUUUGUCAUCGACAGCCAGCAGGCCCUGUUCGAGCUCUCCCAUAGGCUUGAGCCCCGGGCGUGAGCCACCACCCACCCACCCUGUAACUGCAGCACUUUGAGCUAUGGGAAGGUUACCGCCCAGCACGUUGCUUCCUGUGAGAAAAGAAGUUGCUGAGUUUUAUCAGUAAACCGUAAGACAUGCGCAGGAAAGCCAGCCAAAGCAAGUUCAGCCACCAGGGACCAGACAUGAGAGGCCCCUCCACUCUGCUCUCAGAACUGGAAGGCAGGAAGAGUCAGAAGGAUUCUUAGAACAGAGAAGUCUCAUUUCUUCUGAUCGUGUUCUUGAUCCAGUCCAAGUUUCCACUUGAGAGUUGCCAGCGUUAAGAUGAGCAAAUGUAUUGACAUUGACAUACAGUGACCAUUUCAACAGGAGCAUGUGUGCAACAGGAAGGAGUUUCACUCUGCUUGGCAACAGAUUACUGUCUAUAGGCUGUCAAGGACUGAGAACACCUGAGGACAGUCAAGGCAUCUGUAGAUGUCAAGGAGGGAGAGGCCUCUGUCAGUAUGAACUCUCACAUCACCAAAAGCCACUUGUGUCUGGGGUUGGAGGACACGCAGCUGGCAGUCAUACCUUGCCAUGCAGACAAGAAAUUUCAAGGCAUGCACUUCUUUGCAUCCACAGUCACUUACCAAUGUAUGUUUGCUGGUGAAAUUAGUUUCUGUACAACUGAAUUGCAACUAUAGGCAAGGUAAACUAAGUUGCUUUGCCAUCAGGGAAAAUCAGUCUUUAAGAAAUGGACUCAUUGUUUAAUUUCUGGGGAUUCUCUUUAUAUUUGUAAGCAGGCUCUUAUUUUCUAUUGGGCACAAUAUGAUUUUUGGAAAAGCACAGUUCCUGGUACACUGGGUAUUCAGUAACUGCUGAUUGAGGUGACAGAAUCACAAAUGUCUAUAUAUUGUUCCUGGGGAACCCCUACCUAGUGUUUUGUAUGCCUCAGGAGGGCUUCCUGUCACAGGGUGGCCAGAGAAAGAGGCAAAGUGAAAUUGGCACCCUCUAAACAGGACAAGGUGUAGGAAAGUGGGGUUUACCAGCCUCUUGGUAAGUGAAAUACCCAGAUGUCUGAUUUAUGUUGGAGACUUAGAAGUCCUGUAGUCCACCUCCCAGUCAAAGCAGGAAGCCUUGCUGUAAUUUUACUUUUCCUUUUUUUUUUCCCCAAAGUCUUAGAAUUUUCUUAGUCUUUUUAAUUAUUCCCAUUUUACCAGUUGGGUCUCCUAUAGCAAAAUAAGAUCUCCUGCUAUUCUCACAGACUGGUUAGAAGAUUUCCCUCAACCCUCAAAUAAACAAAGAAGCCUGUGGGCUAAUGUAAGCCAGUCUUUCCUGCUAGCUAGAUACUUGUCACUUUGCUAAAAUGCCAGGACCCUGCUUCCUUGUCUCAUCAGUACCUCACUCAUCCUCAUGACUGAGGUGUGUCCCAGCCUUUUUGACACCUGUAUAGCAGUACUGUUUUCUGGGCUCAGAAACCACAUGGAACUUGAGAUACUGUUAGAAGGAACCAUGUAGAGAAAUAUUUUGCUAGGACUUUCAAAGAGAGUCAGUCUGGCCCAGCAUGUAAAAAUUUACAAGACUGAAGUAAUGCUGUACCCAGGGCUGGUCCACUCAGAGAAAUUUUUCAUGCUGCUCCUCCAGCUAGAGGAGACCAGAGCCAUAGAACCACAGAAAACAGACUUUCUUAUGGCUAGUCAAGCUCUCAAAGAGCCCUCCUCUUGGCAAUUACCAAGAGUGAAUAGGGCUUACAGCACAAACAUCUGCUUGUAUCUUUUCUCUAACCUAGCAAGUAGGCUUUGGCCAAUCAUGUAAGGCCAUUCCAAUUCUGUCUCUGUUUUCUAACUUAGUUUGUUUACAUUAGAUCUACAUGGCACCAAGCAGAACAUUACAUUUAGAGUAACUUUAGAGUUAGAGGACUAACGGGUGGUGAUCCAUUUCAGCAGAUCAUAUGCUGCACACCAAUUCAGAUACAUGCACUUGGCCAGACAAAGCCACACACGUAUUGUGUUAAGCACAUUUUGAAUAGCCUGGCAUGAGUGGAAACAGGCUGGAGAGGAAGUGGUGCUUGUUUACUUUCUCCUACAAAACAAAAAGGAGGAUAAGAUUUUGUUUGGUUUAGAUUUGCUUCUGUCUUCUGAAUAUAUAAAAUCUCUAUGAAUUUUUCUGAAAUUUGAUAACUGUUUCUAGAGAUUUCCCAGGCAGCAAAUUUAGAAAUUUCUAAAGCUUUGAGGAGUCUUAAAUUGGGAAUUAAAGAAUUCCAGGCAGAAUAAUGCCCCACCAGAAAUUUUUCCUAAGGAGUUUGAGCUGCUCAUCAGUACAUAGGGCCUGUAGGACCUGUGCACGUCCUGUGAGGGGGGUGGGCCCCAUUCCCACUCCAAAUGCUCCCCAAGGCCUCUUCAGAAUCACUUUUAUUCUGGCUAGAAGAUGCCCAAGCUCUUCUCCCUCUCUCCUUUGAAUUUUUAUUGCAUAAGAUCUCCAUUCACUCUGAAAAUCUUAUGUAAUGUGGCACCUUUGCCAUUGAGUGGUACACGGGCACCUCAAAAUGGGUUCUUUGUUACAGCACACAUCUGUGACAGCCCUGGGGACUUUUGGCUUCAUUAGCAUUCCAGCAAACUGAUCCUACUCAGAAGUUAGCACAGGACAGCAGAACACAGGUUCCUAUAGGCAAAAUUGCAACCUUUCCAAUUAAAAAGAAAUGUGUACAUUUGCAGAUGUUCCAUAGACUACAUGUUUUAAAUUCAC